Molecule: messenger RNA, 1123 nt
Organism: Rosa chinensis
Lineage: Eukaryota; Viridiplantae; Streptophyta; Magnoliopsida; Rosales; Rosaceae
Product: NDR1/HIN1-like protein 13
Exons: 1
Coding region: 161-952 (263 amino acids)
Source: RefSeq, a predicted model, not a curated record
CUCCCAGCUUCUCCCUCACCCCUCAAUUUUUUUCCCAAUCGAACUACUUGCAUGCCAGCUCUUCUCAUUUUUUUUCCAUGCUGAUUUCACAAAUUUCUCACCCUUAUUACCUCCCUUCAUCAUCCAUCCUCUCCAUUUGUGAACCGCUCCCCCUUCUACAAUGGAGGAGCGGGGCCCACCUGCAACCGGCGCCGACGACAUCAAUGAAGACCCAGCUCCAACGUCAGAGACGCAGCUAGUACCCUAUGGUCCCAUCCCCUCACCCAACGAAACAUACGUAAUCCAUUUCCCUAAAGACCAAAUCUACCGCGUGCCGCCCCCUGAAAAUGCCAUACUCGUCGAUAAGCACCGGCCGGUGACGAAGAAGAAAUCACGCAAGUCUUGUUGCUGGGCUCUCCUUGUCGUUUUGCUUGUCCUGUUCCUCAUAUUCGGCAUAGCCUUGUUGACAUGGUACCUCGUUUUGAGCCAUAAAGACCCUACAUUCUCUAUCAGUCAGGUCCAAGUGAAGCAAUCGAAUUCUUCAGACAGCAGCAAGGAUUCAGAUCUAGGAUAUGACAUCACCUUGAAAGCUGUUAAUCCUAAUGAUAAGAUGAGCAUACGCUUCGAAAAUGGUGGUGGAACUUCCCUUUUAUAUAGGCAAAAGGACAUUGCUAAGGGCAAAUUUCCAUCUGAUCAACUAGAUGAUGAUGAGUCGGACACCGUAAAACUUGUUCUAAACGGAACAAGCGCAGAGUUGCCUAGCGAGGUCCAGGAAAGCAUCGAAGAAACUAGGUCGAAGAAGACGACGCCGUUGUCCCUAAGUCUGAAAAUAAGUGACCUUCCUGUACAUAUCAAAUAUGGGUUUUUUAAGAGUUGGGAUGAGAAAGCGGUAGUUGAAUGCAAAUUCAAGGUGGACACAUUGGGGUCGGCUACAAAGGUCCUUGAGCAAAAUUGUGACACUACAUUGAAAUGAAGGUGAUGGUAAUUGGUAAAGGUGGUGAUGAUAUAUUUGUUUUUAAUUUUCUCAAUUGUGUUCUUGUUUGCUUGGUUAAUGGUGGACGAUGAUAAGAUCGAUAUUAGUUCUGCAAUGUGAUGCUUAUCAAUCAUCAUUUUAACUAGAAAGGCCUCAGUCUCUAUGCUUAAA